CAGAAACCAAAGCUCGCCGCAGUCUGUCGCUUGAUUCCCACCCUAUCCCGGGACACGAGGUCUUAAUUCCUUCACUUGUGCUUUUCACUCUUUAGCGUCAAUUCCUCCUAUCUCGCUUGCUUGCUUUUGACCCGUCACGAUGUCUGACUACGGUGACCACGAAGCUGAAGAAAACUACGACUACGAGCCUGAGCAGGAGUACGACGAUAAUGAGCCCGAGGACUUUCUAAACCCUGAGGAUGUCGAAGGAGAAGGCGGAGCAGAUGGAUACAAUGACGACUCAUACGCGCCUGCGGUGAACGGCGACCGAAUUGUCGUUUCAGGCGACCCCAGUGCAGGUCAUUCGGGCAAGGUGGUCGAACAAGCCCGGGCGAAGAAAAUCCCUAACGACCAGCGCACAACAACCCCAUACAUGACCAAAUACGAGAAGGCUCGUGUCUUGGGAACAAGGGCCCUGCAGAUCAGUAUGAAUGCGCCAGUGCUUGUGGAUCUCGAGGGCGAAACGGAUCCCUUGCAAAUCGCGAUCAAGGAGCUGAAUCAGAAGAAGAUUCCUUUGAUUGUGAGGAGAUACUUGCCGGAUGGAACUUAUGAGGAUUGGACAUGUGAAGAACUUCUCUAAAUUUAAUGAUGAUUUGUAUAUUAAACCGGGUUCCUUUUUACUGUGUAUCUUUUCUGAACCUUCUUUUUUUUUUUUCAAUCCCGCAUAGCGUUUGGAGUUCAGGAGUAGGAUAUGGACAGUGGCUUAACCUGCGUCGUCCUUGGAACGAGGAAGCAAACUGUACCAAAAA
This is a messenger RNA of Aspergillus ochraceoroseus IBT 24754, 788 nucleotides long. RefSeq names its product DNA-directed RNA polymerase core subunit RPO26. Gene Ontology annotation, cellular component: RNA polymerase III complex; RNA polymerase II, core complex; RNA polymerase I complex. NCBI's taxonomy places the organism in Eukaryota, Fungi, Ascomycota, Eurotiomycetes, Eurotiales, Aspergillaceae. The coding region runs from base 140 to 619 and encodes 159 amino acids. The record is from RefSeq and is a predicted model, not a curated record. Gene Ontology annotation, biological process: DNA-templated transcription. The transcript is spliced from 4 exons. Gene Ontology annotation, molecular function: DNA binding; DNA-directed RNA polymerase activity.